CACAAUUCGAAACUAGUGUGAAGGGGGCCUUUUCAAUGUAAACAAACCAGCAGCGUUGCCAGACGCUGCGCCGACAAACUAGUGGCCACUCUGCCUUCUAUUUACUAACAAAAUUACCUGUUCUUGGCCGCACUUGCAAAUCAAUUAGGCCAUAAAUGGCAUUGCAAUAAAUAAGUGUGCACUAACUAAUGACCCAUCGAUAAACGGGGUUGUUAAGUACCGCGAAGAGAAGAAUAGCAAACAGCUGGCGCAGACGGAGACGGAGACACAUUCCGAUGCACUUUCUCCCGAAGAAAACCCGUCGAGCGGCUUAUUUGACAUCCAUUUCGAUAUCAAUACAGAGAAAUAGAGAGAAAUAGCGAGAAAUAGAGGCCACAGCACCAGCCACCUGUGUAGCGACAACCACCGCUGAGCUGCAACAACAACGAAAAGCUGAUUGCCAUCGUCUUGGCCAUUUUAUUGGGCAUUAUAGCCGCAGUCAGUCACAUACCGCCCGUUCUCGAGUUCGCCACGAUUUCUUAAACUGUUUGCGUUUGCAGAGCACAACACUCCAAAGAAUUCAUAAUUUGCAUAUCUAGAACCCGAGAGAUAUAUACAGAGAUUCCGACUGGGCGUAGCAUGUUCAGCGAACUGAGUCAGCCGCCUUGAAAUUUUGUGCUUAAACAAAACAGGAUGGCUUCAAUUGUGGAGAAAGUGCGUCGCAUUUUGGAUUCAAAAGAUCUGGGCGAUAUCACCACGGAACUCUGUGACUUUUCUCUAAAGGAACAGAAUGCCACCGCUGAGGCCCAGGGAGUACAGCCCUCAUCCGCAUCCGAUUUUGUGCCCAUUCUUGGCCAGACAGUCACCUAUAUUGUGGCCUGUGUGUUGAUCAACGAGCACGAUGAGCUGCUUAUGAUCGAGGAGGCCAAACAGAGCUGUGCCGGCAAGUGGUACUUACCUGCCGGUCGCAUGGAAAGAGGCGAAUCCAUUACGGAGGCAGCCGCCCGGGAAGUUUUCGAAGAGACUGGUCUGAAUGCCGAGCUGACCACUUUAUUAGCGGUAGAGGCCGCCGGUGGCUCUUGGUUCCGCUUUGUGCUCACUGGACGCAUCACCGGCGGGCGACUCAAAACUCCUGCGGAUGCAGACGCCGAAUCCAUUCAGGCAAGAUGGGUGCGUAAUCCCAAGGAAGUACCUCUUCGAGCCAACGACAUUCUCAGUAUAAUUGAGAUUGGAAGAGCCUAUCAUCAGGGGCAAAAGAUUGUUAUUAGCCCUUCACCCUGGCAUGGGAGCAUACUGCCCACACGCUUCUCCCACAAACGAAACUAUCUGCGGGUUCUAGCUGUAGCCAGAAAGCGAGCACACAACUCCAUGAACAUCCUGAUCAGCGAAAAGAAUGCCCACCAUUUCCCCACGGUGGAACUACAUCCUAAUCGCAGCCUGCACUCUACUCUGCGCAAAUUUAUGAUUGAGAUUUUUGGCGCGGAGCUGCCACAGCAUCGACCACAUGGCUUACUUAGCGUGGAACACUUGCCGUCGGAGCAGGAGAACACCGAUGGAAUAUGCCUAAAUCUACUGGUGGCUUUCCGGCCGCCACUCGAGGAAAUCUCGCUGAUCGGCAAAUGCAUUUGGCAAGAACUGGGUGCACCACUUGACGAGAUGCUGGGACGCAUUGUCAGCAGCAAGAACGCAUCCAUUCCGCUGAACGUGGUGCGCUGAAGGCCUUAAACUAAAGUAAUCUGUCCUUAUUUAUGGUGCAAGCAAUCUAUCCGUUGUUAGUUGCAAUUAAAGAUAGCUGAUGUCUGCUAUAUGUCUGACUGUAAGGCAAAUUUAA
Molecule: messenger RNA, 1810 nt
Organism: Drosophila erecta
Lineage: Eukaryota; Metazoa; Arthropoda; Insecta; Diptera; Drosophilidae
Product: 8-oxo-dGDP phosphatase NUDT18
Exons: 3
Coding region: 673-1695 (340 amino acids)
Molecular function (GO): magnesium ion binding; 8-oxo-GDP phosphatase activity; 8-oxo-dGDP phosphatase activity
Source: RefSeq, a predicted model, not a curated record